This is a messenger RNA of Agrilus planipennis (emerald ash borer), 1795 nucleotides long. RefSeq lists its product as uncharacterized. The transcript has 2 exons. The record is from RefSeq and is a predicted model, not a curated record. Bases 132 to 1697 code for a protein of 521 amino acids. Lineage: Eukaryota; Metazoa; Arthropoda; Insecta; Coleoptera; Buprestidae. Gene Ontology annotation, cellular component: replication fork protection complex; nucleus. Gene Ontology annotation, biological process: replication fork processing; DNA damage response; DNA replication checkpoint signaling. Gene Ontology annotation, molecular function: DNA binding.
UAACCGUUAAAUAUACAAAAUACAAAAUAAAAAUCACACCAUAACCCAAAAAUUUAAUAAAAGUAGCGCCAAAGUUUUCUGUUCAGGAAGUGUAAUUACUAAAGAAUACUUACGAUACAUACACUUUAAUAAUGUCCGAAACUAAUAGUGUUGAGAAUUUAGAAUCAGACAAUGACGAUUUAGGAUCACAUAAUGCACAAUCAGGGGAAGAAGAUAAUAUAAAUGCUGAAUCUGAAGCAAAUAAUGGUGAAGUAAGUGAGCAAUCUAAAUUAAUUAAACCUAAAAAAAUAGUACGUAAUCCGCAACCUAAACUAAAUGCUGACACAUUGAGAGGGCCAAAAGGACUUGUUGCUCUGGAAAGUCUUUUCGAAAAUGUUAAAUUCAAAGGACCAGGACAUGAAGAAGAAGAUUUGAAUCAUUUGAUGAAAACUUAUGAGUAUUGGUGUAACAGGCUUUUCCCUAAAUAUCCAUUUGAUGAAUGUAUAUCGAAAAUUGAAAAAUUAGGCUCAAAGAAAAUUAUUCAGACUUAUGUAAAGAAAAUGCGCCUUGGUAUGCUUGAUGAAGACCAUAAUGAGAAUGAUGUUGUGGAUGAAAAUGAAGAAAUUACAGAAAGAGAUGGAUGGGAUGAAAUUUUUGAUAGUUUAAAUAAUGAAUAUUCAACCUCAAAACAAGUACAACAAUCAGAGCCAGUUCCUCCACAAUUCCAUAUGUCUGAUAAUGAGGUAGAAGUAGUUCUUUCUGAAGAAGCUAAAGAAAGAAUACGAAAAAAUCAAGAAAGAGCUAAAAAGAUUAGAGAAGAAAAGCUUAAAAAUAACCAACUGCAAGGUAGUAAUUUUAGCAGUGAGAAUACAAUUUCUAAUAUUGGAGAUGUGGAAAUAUUAAAUGCCAGAGAAUAUCAGUGUAAUACUGAAAAUGAUGUAAUGAAUAUAGAUAUUAUGGAAACAGAUUAUGUUGUAAGCGAAUCACGAAAAAAUCCAAUGUCUGAUGUAUUAAAUAUUAAUUCUGACCAUUUAGUUGUAAUUGAUGCCAACAUAAAAAUUAGUAAGAGACAGUAUGAAGAAAAUGCUGUAGUAAUGGAUACAACUAUAUCUAAUAACAAAUGCAGUCCUCUUGUAUCAGAUAUAAUAGUACCAAAAACCUCGGAAGGAAACCUAAAGGAAAAUAUGAGAGUAGAGGAAACAGUGUCAUUACCCAAUCAAGUAAGACAAUCAAAGCAAGUUUCUCAGCAGUUUGAUACAUCCAAUAAUGAGGAAGAAGUAGUUCUCUCUAAAGAAGUCGAAGAAAGAAUAAGAAAAAAUCAAGAAAGAGCUAGAAAAAUAAGGGAAGAAAAGCUUAAAAAUAACCAAAUGCAAAGUAAUAAUGCUGGUAUGGUGAAUAUCAUUUCUAAUAUUGUGAUUAAUCCAGAUACGGAAACAGAUUUUGCUAUAAACAAAUCAGAAAAAAAUGUGAUUUCUGAUGAUUCAAAUAUUAGUUCUGACCAUUUACUUUUAUUUGAUACCAGUACAAAAAUUAAUAAGGAACAGUAUGAAGAAAAUGCUGUAUUGAUUAAUACAACCACAUCUCUUGGCAGUUGCAGUCCUAUUAGACCAGAUGUAAUACAACUAAACAAGUCAGAAGAAAACGUAACGGAGAAAAGGAAAGUAGUAAAAUCUGAGAGUGACUUUAAUGAAACAGCUAACAUAACGGUAACAGAUUAAAAAGGCUUUUUGAACAAAAAUUUAAUUACAAUAUUUUUCAAUAUUGACAACUAUAAUAACUAUAUUGUGCUUAUUCAAUCUUGACUGAAUUGUAAGCA